Molecule: messenger RNA, 1631 nt
Organism: Vigna umbellata (rice bean)
Lineage: Eukaryota; Viridiplantae; Streptophyta; Magnoliopsida; Fabales; Fabaceae
Gene: MGL
Product: methionine gamma-lyase
Biological process (GO): transsulfuration
Cellular component (GO): cytoplasm
Molecular function (GO): pyridoxal phosphate binding; carbon-sulfur lyase activity
Source: RefSeq, a predicted model, not a curated record
AUUAAAUAGGGAAUUAAAUGGUGUCGUAAUUGUUGAUAAUAACAAGACUAAUAUUAGGAGAUUCAGCACAUGCGCAAAUAUCAGGUCCAGGUUCAGCAAAUGCGAUGGAAAGUGAAGGAGGGAUAUCAGGGAAGAAAUAAAUAGAGAGGGGAGUCCUGUCCUCUUUACGAUCUAUCUUUUCCCCAAUCCAAUCUCUCUAUCUCUCUCCCCUUUGGUUUCCGAUUAUCAUGGCUGAAAACGCGGUGGCCAACAGGAAGCGUUGCGGCACCAACGAUGUAGUUUCGGACGGCGAUGCCAAGAGGAAGAACGCGGCACGCGACAUGGACCCCGCCGCCGCAUUGGCCCUCACGCGUCACGAGUUCGGGGAGCACGGCGGCGUCAACAUGUCCAUCGAGGCCUCCGCCACGUUCACGGUCAUGGAGCCGGAGACCCUCCGCCGAAUGUUCGCCGGUGAGCUGGGCCCCGACCGCGACUUCUUCAUCUACAGCCGCCAUUUCAACCCGACGGUGCUGAACCUGGGCCGCCAGAUGGCGGCCAUGGAAGGCACCGAGGCCGCCUAUUGCACCGCCAGCGGCAUGUCCGCUAUCUCUUCGGUGCUCUUACAGUUGUGCAGCUCCGGCGGACACGUGGUGGCGUCCAACACGCUCUACGGCGGGACCCACGCCCUGCUCUCGCAUUUCUUUCCCAGGACAUCCAACAUCAACACGACCUUCGUGGACAUAGACGAUUUGGAGAGCGUGGAGAGCGCCAUCGUGGAAGGGAAGACGAAGGUACUGUACUUCGAGUCCGUGGCCAAUCCCAGCCUGAAGGUGGCCAACAUUCCGGAACUGUGCCGCGUGGGACACGCGAAAGGCCUGACCGUGGUGGUGGACAACACCUUCGCUCCCAUGGUCAUCUCUCCCGCCCGUCUCGGUGCUGACGUGGUGGUUCACAGCAUCUCGAAGUUCAUCAGCGGCGGUGCUGACAUUAUUGCAGGGGCUGUGUGCGGGCCAGCGAGUCUGGUGAAUUCGAUGAUGGACCUUCACCAAGGGGCUCUGAUGCUGCUGGGUCCGACGAUGAAUGCGAAGGUGGCGUUCGAGCUGUCAGAGAGAAUUCCUCACCUGGGCCUUCGGAUGAAGGAACACAGCCACCGAGCGUUAGUGUUCGCGACGAGGCUGAAGAAACUGGGAGUGAAGGUGAUCUACCCAGGGCUGGAAGAGCACCCACAGCAUCAGCUCCUGAAAUCAAUGGCGAACAUGGAGUACGGGUACGGGGGGCUUCUUUGCAUCGACAUGGAAACGGUGGAUAGGGCUAACAAGUUGAUGAGUCAGUUGCAAAACGAUGUUCAGUUUGGGUUCAUGGCGGUGAGCUUGGGGUAUUACGAGACUCUCAUGUCCUGCUCUGGAAGCAGCACCAGCAGUGAGAUGACUGCGGAGGAGCAGAGGACUGCCGGCAUCUCCCCAGGUCUCAUCAGGAUGUCUAUUGGAUACAUUGGCACUUUGGAGCAGAAAUGGACUCAGAUGGAAAAGGCACUCACUAGAUUCAACGACACCCACCCCAUCCCGUAGUUCUUUCUCUUCUCUUCUUCUUCUUAUGCUCCAACACUAUGGAAUCUUUUAUUUUUAUUCAAUGAAACUAUAUUUAUGUUGCAU